Molecule: messenger RNA, 5260 nt
Organism: Syngnathoides biaculeatus (alligator pipefish)
Lineage: Eukaryota; Metazoa; Chordata; Actinopteri; Syngnathiformes; Syngnathidae
Gene: edrf1
Product: erythroid differentiation regulatory factor 1
Exons: 26
Coding region: 405-4109 (1234 amino acids)
Biological process (GO): positive regulation of DNA-templated transcription
Source: RefSeq, a predicted model, not a curated record
AUAUUUAACGGACAGUAAAAUAUUAUUUUUUAGUACAUUUCUUCGUUUGUCAUUGUUAUCACUGUUUUAAAUUUACAAAACGUACGUAUAUUGGUGAAAGAACAUUUCGGGAGAAAGCGGAAGUCGUGUGUUGUCAUGAGACGCGACACCGACUGGUCGCUUUAGGGGAGGAGGAGAAACGCAACAGUUCAUAAUGCGGCGACUGCCCUUGCGUAAGUUUGACAGCGUGAAACGAAGUAGUCUGUGUUAGCCUUCCUCCCGGGGUCUCGUUCACCGCUUUCCAACGUGUCCGGAAUGGUACUGAAGGAGCUCAACAUGCUAAGCUAAGAGAUGGGACUAACUUUAGCUAUAUCGAUAAAAGUGUGUUGGUAGCGCCACUGAAAAACUUGUCUAGUGUGUCAACUAUGAGCGCCUCAGAGGAGGACAACGAUCCUGGGGACCAUGUCCAGGAAGAAACCAUCCCCACGGGAGACAACAAGCAUGACUCAGCCAUGUGCUCAGGGAGCAGCAGCAACGAAAUCAAGAGCCGCGCUGUGGUCAAGUACUGCGCCGCCCCACCUCCCAGCACGUAUGCCCUACUGCAGGAGAAGACCGACCUCAAACUGCCUCCUGCCAACUGGCUGAGGGAGAACCCCCAGCUGGGCACCGCUGGUACCACUGUCCUGGGUUCCAGCAGCAAGGGCAAGCCAUUUUCAAGUUUUGGGAUGGCGUAUGAAUUUAUCGACUGCAUCGGCGAUGACGUCGACGUCGUAUCAGACUCAGAGAACAUCAAGAAGCUGUUGAAAAUCCCGUACAGCAAGUCUCACAUCAGCAUGGCCGUUCACCGCGUGGGUCGUACCCUCCUUUUGGAUGAGCUGGACAUCCAAGAGCUCUUCAUGAGGUCCUCUCAGACGGGAGAUUGGACGUGGUUAAAGGACUUUUACCAGCGGCUCAUGGAUCAGAAGUGGCAGAGAAAAAAGAAGAGCAAAGAGCACUGGUAUCAGAAAGCCAUCUUAUCCAAGUUCCUCUACUACAGUAUUAAUGGGGAUUGUGCCGCCGAGCCCGUUGCGGACAACCUGAACGACGACGAGGAUUGCGGGUCGCAGGAAUUUGGCUCGUCAUGGCCCACCACCUUCACCGGCUCUGACGCUGACGAGACGGCUGCUUGUAAACAGGAUCGCGUGCCCAUAGACAGCAAAUUUGCUCUCGGGCAGGUGACGUCGGUGCCCCAAGAGCAAAACCUCCCAGCGCUCUUUAAUGAAGGAGAAAAUAGUCAGGGUCUGAGGAACGACUUUGUGCGAAACAUCAUGUGGACCUUCGAGGACAUCCACAUGCUGGUUGGCUCCAACAUGCCGAUCUUCGGAGGGGGCCGCUACCCGGCGGUCAGCCUCAAACUCAGGGAUAACAAUAAACCCAUCAAUAUCCUGACAGGUAUUGACUACUGGCUGGACAAUCUGAUGUGUAACGUUCCUGAACUGGUCAUGUGCUUUCACGUCAACGGUAUUGUUCAGAAAUACGAGAUGAUCAAAACGGAGGACAUCCCCCAUCUGGAGAACUCGACUUUUUCCACCAGGGUGGUGAAAGACAUCGCUCAGAACAUCCUCUCUUUUCUCAAGUCCAACUGCACCAAGGAGGGUCACACGUACUGGCUUUUUAAAGCGAGCGGGAGAGACAUCGUGAAGCUUUAUGAUCUUACGACACUGUGCGAGGAAGCCGAAGAGGAGAAAAGCCACAAUCCUUUCACGCUCCCCGUGGCUGUGUUGCUUUACAAGGUGGCAUGCAACCUGAUGCUCAAGGCCAGAGAAAACAGAAAGCACUACGGCACAAUACGAACUCUGCUUUUAAACUGCGUCAGACUUCUGGACCAGGACAGGCACCCUCAGAUCAUCGCCUCGGCCCACUACAUGCUGUCAGAGCUCUUCCAGCUAGAUGAGCCUCAGGAGGACGACGAGGACGGAGGAGAGUCGUUCCGAGGCUGCGGCUCGGAGGACAGCUACAGUAACGACGACCGCGAAGAGGACGACGAGGACCUGGAGGUGGAGGAGGAGAGCGACGACAGUAGUUCGGAGAGGAACAGCCGAGCGCGGGAUGACAGUAAAGCUGUGGCUGUCAUCCGCUCUGUCGGAGAGCUGUCGGUCCCGGAGAAAUACAAAUCUACUCAGCUCAUUCGACCAGGCUGUGCUUUUCCUGUCUCGCAAGAUAAAGAGGAGCGAUGCAGACAUGUCCUCAACUACGUGUUAAAGGGGCUGAAGGCAGUAGAUAGCAGCAUUAAGAGGGAGAGUGACCUCCCAGCUGUGGACCCCAAUACGCCCAUCCCUCUCAAGUACGAAGACAGGAGCGCCAGCAGAAACUGCGCCACGGAGAAAGGCAUCUCUCCUCUCCUUGAAAGAGUGGGGCCCUUCCACGCGGACCAGAAACACCCGACGCGCUCGGGCAUGAUUCCCGGCUCUUGGCAGCACCAGAUGAAGCUGCAGCUCUUCCUCAAGGCCUCCAAGGCGUACUACGUGCUGUCCGACGCCGCCACCAACCUGCUGAAAUACGGACGGGCGUUGCGUUAUAUCAAACUGUCUCUGCAGAGCUACGAUGCGUAUUGCACCAUCGGCGGCGUGCUACACCCGCAGGUGCUGCUGUUUCACAGCCACGGCCUCUCGCUGUGUGGGGACAUCCAGCUGAUGUUGGCCCAGAACUCUGACAACAGGGCUGCGUACCAGGAGGAGUACAGCUACCAGACCAAAGAGGACCAGGAGAUCUUACACAGCCUGCACAGGGAGAGCAGCUGCCAAGCUUUCAACAUGGCAACUGACCUGGCCACGGACCUCGAGUACCAGCUGUUUGUGAGCAGCAAGUGUUACGAGGCCGCCUACGAGCUGCUCGUCUCCCACGCUUUGAAGGAGGAGGCGUCGGACCAGCUGGCCCAACUGCUCAAACGGCUCGGGAACAUCCGCAACGAGAUGGGCGUCUACUACAUGAACCAAGCGGCGACCAUGCAGACGGACCAAGAGAAGAGCUCGGUGUCUGUCGCCGAGCAGGAGGUGUGGAAAAAGAGCUUUGCCUUUUUCGAGAAGGGCAUGAAGGACUUUGAAGCCAUAGGGGACAGCACCAACAAAGCGCUGCUGCUGUGCAACACGGGCAAACUGAUGAGGAUCUGCGCCCAGGCCCACUCGGGCGUGGUCUCCGUGGACGACAGCAGGGGCGAGUUCUCCCCCGAGGAGGCUCUUUACUACCACAAGGCUAUAGACUACUACCUACGUGCGAUGAGGUCGUUGUCUUGCCGAGAGAACCACCAGCCAGUCUGGGACAGUGUGAACUGGGAGCUGUCCACUACGUAUUUCACACUGGCAACACUUCUGCAAGACUACGCGCCGCUGUCCAGGAAGGCUCCGGAACAGAUUGAGCGGGAAGUAACAGAGGCCAUGAUGAAGUCGCUCAAGUAUUGCGACCUGCACACAGAGUCUGCGCGUCAGCCGCUGUACCAGUACAGAGCGGCCACCAUCCACCACCGCCUGGCCUCCAUGUACCACAGUUGCUUCCGCAACCAGGUGGGGGACGAGCGCUUGAGGAAGCACCACCGGAGCCUGGCGGAGCUCCACUACAGCAAGGCCGUGCAUUUGUUCCUCAGCCUCAAAGACGCGCCGUGCGAGCUGCUCCGCGCACUGCUGGAGAGGGUGGCCUUCGCCGAGUUCACCAUGGCAGCUCAGAACAGCACCACGGCCAAGCAGAAGAGCCUGACUGCAGCUCUGGAGAUCAUGGCGGAGACUCGCUGUGCCUUCCAGAUUAUUCACAAAGAACUGCUUGAGGAGCAGAAAGAGGGAGGCGACGCAGCUCUCCCGCCGGCUUCGGGCGGCCCCCCGUCGGGAGGUCUCAACUUCCAGGAGGUGACCAAACUGACCGUUCUGUUUGAGUCUCGCUUCUCCGACCUGCUCCUGCAGCUCAUCAAACUCAUGCUGAAAACCAAACGCAAACCCAGCAAAAAGGACGAAGAGCUCCUGCAAAGCUACAAGAAGGUUUACUCCAAGCUGCUGCGCUGCGACAAGAACACGCCUCUGCUGGCCCGCCUUCUGCUCUACGUCGAGCUGCUGCGGCAGCUCACGCCCGACGCCGAAGACGACGGCGCCGACACGUUAUCUUGACGGCACUUUACAAGGAAAUUAAAAGCAGGCUCCAGCGAAAGGACAAAGGUGACGCGGCUCAGUGACUCACUCUCGUGGUGUUGUUGGUGUGACGACCCGGAGACUGUUGAGGAGUACUCGUGGAACAGCAGCCGCUCCCGGACCUUCGGCGCCGGACCCCUGGCGCGGGAACCCGGCGGCGGGCGGAUCGGCGCCGCACGCUUGUCGCUAGGGAUCAAAGAAGUGGACCCGAGCCGUCCGCAUGGCGCGCCACCUGUGGGGGUCAUUGGGAAAAUUCAAAGUCACGUUCACAGCUAUGAACAAUUUAUAGUGAACAAGAAGAAGUCCCGAGCAGAAAUUCGAAGCCAAGCUGAAAUGGAUUCAAAAUUGUAAUUUUUGAACUCAUUUCAUGUAAUUCGGGAUCGCGAUUUUGACCCACAAUUACCGGCUGAGUAACAAUGACAUUAGCACCACACAAGGUUUUCAUGUAAAAAAAUUUAAUUCAUUGAUUGUGUGCCUGUAAUUUUUUUUGGUUUUAAAUUUUUAUUUUCUUUACAUUUUAGGUUAAGUUUUUUAUGUCCACAUUUAGUCUUAAUUUCCCUUUUUUUGGUUUGUCUUGUUAUACUUUUAAUUGUAUUUUUUCAGGUAUUUUUUUUCUUUAUUUUGUUGUAAUUUUGUUUUAUUUUUGCGGUGAUUUUAUUUUGUGUGUUAUGUUUUUGUUUUGUUUAUUUUGGUUUGAUGAAAUUUGUUUUAUUUUUGUGAAUUAGAUUUAUUGCAUUUUAUUUUUCCAUUUCAUUUAUUUAAUUUGUUUUUCGUUAUAUCAUGCUUCAUUUACUUGGGUUUCAUUUUGUUGCAAUUGUAAUUUUUUUCUAAUUCACUUCUUCAAUGUUAGUUUGUUUUUGUCAUUUUAAUAAUUUUUUAUAACUUUUUCAAUUUUAGCUUUGUCAUUAUUUUAAUGAUUUCUUAUAAUUUUUUACCAUCACUUUUUCAAUGUGAGUUUGUUUUUGUCAUUUUAAUUUCGUUAUUUUUUUUACCGUCACUUUUUCAAUGUUAGUUUGUUUUUAUGUCAUUUUAAUAAUUUCUUUAAUAGUUUUUUCUCUGUAAUUCUAUCUCCUGGUUAUUUGUAUUUUGUUGUUGUUGUGAUUUCAAUUUGUUCUCCAUCUGUUUGUCUC